Drosophila mauritiana is the source of this 3242-nucleotide messenger RNA. RefSeq names its product zinc finger protein squeeze. The coding region runs from base 899 to 2494 and encodes 531 amino acids. Gene Ontology annotation, biological process: regulation of transcription by RNA polymerase II. The record is from RefSeq and is a predicted model, not a curated record. Lineage: Eukaryota; Metazoa; Arthropoda; Insecta; Diptera; Drosophilidae. Gene Ontology annotation, molecular function: RNA polymerase II cis-regulatory region sequence-specific DNA binding; DNA-binding transcription factor activity. The transcript is spliced from 3 exons.
UUUUCAGUCAGUUUUUCGACGGUCGUGAACACGAACAGUUAUUCUAGCUCCUCCUGUUCUGCUGCUUCUGUUGGUGUUUUUUGCGUUUGCCGCGACGUAAACAACCGAAGAGCGGAGCUUACGCCCCCAACUGCUCCAGCUCCACGCCCCCCUCGCAACGUGCUCGUUGUAAUUGCAAUUAAUCGUUGUUGGCCGCCGAAAAAAGUAAAAUUUCGGGAGUCCGAUACAAGAAGGGCAAAAAAGCACAAGUGCAGAAAAAACAAAAAAAAACAUAAGCUUGCCGUGUGAGUGCGUUGGUGUGUAUGAGUGUGUGUAUUUUUGGCGUGCGCGGCCAUUUUUUCUUGUUGCCACUCGAGAGUCUCUUCUGUGUGCGAAAGAGAGGCCCGACUGCAAAGCAGAACGUAGCAAACUACGCAAAUCCCACUAAAUUCUCUAAUUUUUGCUAAAUAAAUCAAUCGCGGGGGGUGCCCAAAAACAAACAAAAGUACGAAAAUAGAGUGCCGCAGACCACAAACAAAUCACCUGGGCCAGUGUGUGUGAGUGUGUCAGUGUGCGAAACAGGCAAGCUACCAGGCGGGCUCCCACCCACAAUCAGUCGGCGAACACGUGCUCCAAAAUAUCAACAAAAGUUGGCCCACAAACAUAAAAAAGGGGGCCGCGACUGCAUCCGAGACCCGAACGCCGGAACACAAAAGGCACUUUCAAAUUGCACAAAAACGCGCCGAGUUGUGUAAGCCCGCCGCCAGUGAAGUGUCGACUUCCCGGCGACGAAGACCGCAGCUAUAUUCCAGUAGCCAGUACCGCAUAGGAUCGUGUCGUCGCUGACCACGCCCCCAAACUGGACGCCCGCACCAUCGCCUACCGCCCGCUGACCCUUGGCGGCCACCAGACGCCGCUUAUGGCCGAACUGCCGACGGCGCCGAACGGCGUCCCCAGCGGCGAUUAUCUGCACCGCUCCAUCGAUCAGCUGCGUUCCCUGGGUCACCUGACCACCGCCCAACUGGUCCACGACUACAAGCCCUUCAACAUUAGCGAAUUCCGGCAGAAUGUCGCUGAGCGACUGGACUACUCGCUGAAGAACGGCCUCGUGCAGCACCAACAGCAAAUGAUCAUGGAACAGCAGCCACAUCCCGAACAGCAGCAGCAGCAGCAGCAUCUGCACCACCCACAGCAGCAGCAGCAGCAGCACCCGCCACAGUUGAAGGUCAGCUACAGUGCGCCCAACUCGCCGCCCACUCCCCACGAGCAGCAGGAACAGAAGUACGACCCGAAUCGAUCGCCGCCGCGUCAGCAGAUGAGCAGCGCCAGCGGCAGUGGCAGCAAUGGAUCCUCGCCUGAGGAGGAAAGCCGCCGGGGAGACGGCGAUCAGGCCAAGCCCUACAAGUGCGGCUCGUGCAGCAAGUCCUUUGCCAACUCCUCGUACCUGUCGCAGCACACGCGUAUCCACCUGGGGAUCAAGCCGUACCGCUGCGAGAUCUGUCAGCGCAAGUUCACGCAGUUGUCGCACCUGCAGCAGCACAUCCGUACGCAUACGGGUGACAAACCGUACAAAUGCCGGCACGCCGGCUGCCCGAAGGCCUUCUCGCAGCUAUCCAAUCUGCAGUCACACUCGCGAUGCCAUCAGACGGAUAAGCCGUUCAAGUGCAACUCCUGCUACAAGUGCUUCAGCGACGAGAUGACCCUGCUGGAGCACAUUCCCAAGCACAAGGACUCCAAGCACCUGAAGACGCACAUCUGCAAUUUGUGUGGCAAGUCGUAUACGCAAGAGACCUACCUUCAGAAACAUCUGCAGAAGCACGCAGAGAAGGCGGAGAAGCAGCAGCAUCGCCACACGACCCAGGUGGCUGCCCACCAGCAGCACGUACCGGCGAGCGGAAUCGGCUUGAAUCUGCAGCGCCAGGCCAUGAACGAUGUGAAUGCCGCGUAUUGGGCCAAAAUGGGCGCAGACAGUGCGGCGGCUUCGCUGGCGGAAGCCAUUCAGCAGCAGUUGCCGCAGGCCGGCGGUCAGCCGUAUGGCAACUUUGCCACCCUGCAGCAGCAGCAUCAGCAACAGCAGCAGGAACUGCUGCAUCAUCAGCGAUUGGCGGACACGCCGGGGCAUUCGCACAGUCCCCACGAGGAGGCCGCGGGCGAGGAUCUCGUCCUGCGCCAGUCCACACCGCAACAUCACCUUCAGCAGCAACAGCAGCAGGCCCAGCAGCAACAACAAGCGCAGCACCAGCCAUCGCCUGGAAACUCGGCCUUUACACCUCUGUCGGCGACAGUGGCUCCACCGCCACAUCUUCAACAGCAUCGCGGUCCGCCAGGGUCCGCUGCCGCCUAUUUGUAUCAGCAGAAUGCGGCGGCAGCAGCAGCGGCUUUUCCCACACAGCUCAUCUCGCUUCACCAGAUCCGGAACUAUGCCCAUCAGCCAGGAGCGGCGGGCCUCAUCGCUAGCGAUCAUCUCACCUUGGGCCUGAGCGCUGUCAAUGCCGCCAAAGAAAAGGCGCAAUAGUACAGGCCGCCAGGUCGGGGCCAAAAGAGGCAGCAACGAUGACAUUAGCUUAGGGUCAACGUUUAAGUUGGUAUGGAUACAAGAGCGUGGUAUUUUAUGCUCUUUGAAUCCAUACCAAUUGAAACACAGAAAGUAAAAUGUUACUCAUAGUUUCCAGUUGGCAGUGGCGUAGGAGCUGGGAUUGUACUGGUUUCUCUUAAGCAUCCUUCCAACUUCCAAAUUCAUCAUAAAACUUGUAUACGAUUCGGUCAAAAUCAACUCCAUCACUGCCCAAAACCCAUAAGAAAAUCAACUGCAAUCCUAUAGCUUCUGUGCUAUUUCCAACUGCCGUAUGAAAUUAAUAUGUAAUAUCUAGAUCAACUCAGGAUUUUAAAUACGAUAUUUAUGCCCACUUUUAGAUAUCUAUAAGCAAUAUUCAAAUUAAAACUUUGAACUAUAUAAAUAAGUCGAUUAUAAAUAGUUCACAGUUUUAUUUUCAACUAGGAGCAGUACAAAGUACAGCGAUAGACCUAAUUAUAUUAUUAUUAUAAUGAUAUAUUUAUAUAUAUUAUAGUGUACAUAGAUGUAUGUAAAUUGUGCUGUACAUUUGAACGUAUCAACAUUUAUCUAGGACGCUAGAUAUUUAUAAUUUAUCAACUAACUAGUGGAGUAAGGACAUUUUCUACUUCUUAGGCCAGCUGAAAGAGAAAUAGAUUUGAAAAUGCAUGUACAAUUCAACCAAUAAAGAUUGUAACUAUUUAUAAAAGUA